AUGGAAUCAUUAUUCGAAGAGAAGACUGAAGACAAAGUCUUUCAGACCCUUGCCCCUUUUGCGUUUUCUCCAUCCGUAUUACCAUGGGAUCGCUUUUCCAGAUGGAUUUAUUGUAUUUGUGUUGUUACUUUUGAUUUAGAACUCGGACAAGCCAUGGAGAUGAUUUAUCCAGCUCAUGUGAAACUGACAGAAAAAGAGAAGAUGAGCAUCUGCUACAUGGCUUUUCCGGAUUCUAACUCGGGCUGCAUGGGCGACACACAGUUUUUCUUUCGGAUGAGGCAAUGUCCCCUCAGGAGACCUGUUGUUUCUUGUCACGAGAACUACAAUCUAAACUGUGCUGUGGCAGUGCAGAUGGAUCAAUCCCAUUUCUUUGGAUUCGUCUACUUUCGGCAAGUUAAAGACAAGAAUGUACCCAGAGGGUAUUUUCAGAAAUCUGUGGUCUUACUGACAAAGCUUCCCUUGGUUUCGUUGUUUACGGAAGUUCUGGCCAAAAUUGCUCCAUCCUUCUUCAGCUCUGGAGAACCGAGCAUAGAAUCUGCUUGUCACGAUAUUGAUCAAUGGCCUUCCCCUGUGCCUGGUGUGCCUCUCAGUCUUCCGCUUAUGGGUCAUGUACUACAGGUUCGAAUUCCGAGCAGAUCCGACAAGUUUUCUUCUCCCACGGAGGAGGCGGUACCAGAAAAUGAGGUUCCGCUUUUUGAAAGGAUCAGUGUUCCGGCAUUUUAUGAAACCGAUAUCUUUAAGUGCUUUCUUCCUGUCUUGUCUCAUAUACAGUUGCUAUGGGAACUUGUCAUCACUUCAGAACCAAUCAUUGUGAUGGCUGGAUCACCCAAUGUCACCUGUGAAAUGGUUCAAGCACUCAUAAGCAUGAUCUGGCCGCUGCAGUACUGCUGUGACUACAGACCAUUCUUCACUAUUCACGACAGUGAGUUCAAAGAGUACACAACCAAAGUCCAAGCACCUCCUCCUGUAAUCCUGGGUGUCACAAAUCCCUUUUUCGCCAAAACAUUGCAACAUUGGCCUCACAUUAUUAGGAUAGCAUCUGGUAGUGCCAAUAAACACAAGAUUAAGCGAGCCGGAAACAUCAAGUCUUUAGAUUCUAAGCCUGGCUUAUACACAAAGUAUAAAUCUUUUCUUAGUAAAGAUAAAGAUAUCUUAAAGAAACUUAUAAAGGGUCUCCAGACAGAUCGCCCACCUGAAGUCCAGAAUGCACUUCUAAGGCACUUUUUGUUGGAAAUCACUCAGAGCUUCAUGAUCCCAUUGGAGAGGUACAUGGCUAGUUUAAUGCCGCUUUUGAAAAACAUCUCCCCACACAAGGACACUCCCGUUCCUCGUCCCUUUAAUCCUGAUGACUUCUUGAAGUCUGUCGAGCAGUCUGGACCUCAGCUCACCAGUGGAAUCCGAGGGAAUUGGAGUGGACUUUACAGGAGGUUCUUUAGAAGUGCCAACUUUGCUGGAUGGUAUAACUCCAGGUACAAAGAGGUCCUUCUCACACUUCAAGGACUACAUAUACAAGCCAUAUCAGAAGCAGACAUGCUAGAUUGGAUUAAAAAUAAGGAAGAAGUAGAAGUUGUGGACCUGGUGUUGCGACUCAGGAAGAAGUUGGCUGCUGCCGAGGCAGGGAACCUCUCCCUUCCAGAAAAAACGGUGGAGAAGCUUCAGUCCCAAGUUCAAUCCAUCAUCGCCACAUUGCCUGAAGACCUCCAGAAUGUCCUGAAAUGA
Molecule: messenger RNA, 1719 nt
Organism: Uloborus diversus
Lineage: Eukaryota; Metazoa; Arthropoda; Arachnida; Araneae; Uloboridae
Product: protein DENND6B-like
Exons: 20
Coding region: 1-1719 (572 amino acids)
Cellular component (GO): recycling endosome
Molecular function (GO): guanyl-nucleotide exchange factor activity
Source: RefSeq, a predicted model, not a curated record